This is a messenger RNA of Rosa chinensis, 976 nucleotides long. RefSeq lists its product as uncharacterized. The coding region runs from base 21 to 704 and encodes 227 amino acids. The record is from RefSeq and is a predicted model, not a curated record. The transcript has 4 exons. NCBI's taxonomy places the organism in Eukaryota, Viridiplantae, Streptophyta, Magnoliopsida, Rosales, Rosaceae.
CCACAUUCCACAAAAGCUAAAUGGUUGGGGCAGUUGCUUUAUGCCAACCCUUGUUUAUUCUUGGUACUAGUCUGCCUUUUCCAGAAAAAUUGAAGGUGAAGCUCAAGAAGGGCAGACAGCGCCACUAUGCGAAAGCGGUAUGGAACUCAGAUCAUAAGAAGCCUUUUACCGUGAACCUCAGUUCCACUAUUGAUGCACCUCUGUAUGAGUCCCCUGAGGUUUCAUUUGAUCAAUAUUUGGAGGAUGAUGAACAAAGGGUUAUUAAAGCACUUUUUCCAGACAUGGAGGACCAGCAAAUUAGCAAGGAAGAGUGGAGGAUUCAAAUCCCAACCAUGCAAGUCUUGUUCCUGUCUAUCUACUUUGCAAUGUACAUCAAGUUAAGAUUCAAAUCCAUGGGGAAAGACUACCCUCCUCAUGUUCCUCAGCACAUCGCCAAAAUCACUGAGCUUGAAAUUACAAGAUGGGAACUUGGGGGGAUCCCUGAGGAGUACCAGCCGCGUGACUUGAGCCUCUUCCUCAACGGAACCAUCUAUCCUGAUAGAAAGCAAGGAACAAAAAGCAGACUUAGAGGUCAGUUUGACAUAAACAUGAGCUUUAUUGUAUCACCUCUGCUUGGUUGGAUUCCUCAUACUGUCGCGCAGAGCCUUGUAGAAGCGGUUAGUGAUUCCAUUUCCCGAAAACUGCAUAUGUACUUGAUGAUUUGAUGUAGAAAGGCCAAGUAAUCAUUUCAAGCGGAUUGACAUCGACUUUCUAUUGUUUUUCUAUGGUCAGAUGGUUAAGAAAGCGAUGACGGCUUCGACCUCAAAUUCCAGAUUGGUAGAAGACUAUGAUGAAUUCAAGAUGGAGAAACUCAAGAAAGUUGUUUAGUUAAUUAAGCCUUUGACAGGGUGAAUAUGUCUUGUUACCAAUAUAUCUCUCGAAGUUUAGAAUAAGCAGUUAACAAUUUCCUAAUCAAUUAGGAAUGAACAUAGCCAAA